Molecule: messenger RNA, 3084 nt
Organism: Nothoprocta perdicaria
Lineage: Eukaryota; Metazoa; Chordata; Aves; Tinamiformes; Tinamidae
Gene: FBH1
Product: F-box DNA helicase 1
Exons: 21
Coding region: 1-3084 (1027 amino acids)
Biological process (GO): replication fork processing; double-strand break repair via homologous recombination
Cellular component (GO): nucleus
Molecular function (GO): protein binding; hydrolase activity; DNA binding
Source: RefSeq, a predicted model, not a curated record
AUGCACCUCACGGCCGAGGACUGCGAGGCCAUGGCGCGGAGUGGCGUGGGCUCCCUCACACAGCCGCUGAGCCAGAGGCCGACGAGCGGCGAUGGGAACAGGGGCCUCUACCCCAGCCAGCGGGCAAGGAAGUCCCGCGGAGACUUGGAGCUAAUCAACGCAGGACACAGCGGAGUUAAGGGUCAUCAGAAGAGCAUCACCGAUUAUUUCAAGAGCUCUCAGACGCAGCAGGAAGGUGCAGGGAGGACACAGAGCCGUGAAAUCAAGGAGGAGCGACCAGAUUCCCUCUUCAGUGAAGCUGAUGAAUCCUUCAGCAGUGCAGAGGAUUUCUUCUCCUUCCUAGGGGAGGAAGAUAUUGCACCAGCUCCCAGGGAAGGCACCCGCUGUGGAAAAAGGACCCUGUCCGCAGCAGUCACGGGCUGCCACGGCACAAAGCACCUGUGGGAUGAGCCUGAGGAGAAGCCACGGGUGCUUCAUCCAGCACACAGGCAAAUCAAGCAAGAGCAGAGCCAAAUCAAGCAGGAACUCGAUGACAUGGAAAUCGAACCCCUUCCCGAUGCUCGCUACGGACUCCUGGGCACCCGGAGCUGGGAUGUGCCUCAGGGCAGCAUGGAUAAGCUGCCCGUGGAAGUCCUGAGGAAGGUCUUUGCUUUCCUCCCAGUCACUGAUCUCUACCAGAGCCUGAGCCUGGUGUGUCGCUUGUGGAGGCAGAUUGUCACUGAUCCUCUGUUCAUCCCGUGGAAAAAGCUCUACCAUCGGUACGUCAUGAAGGAGGCCACGGCCCUGCACACCGUUGGGCAGCUCUUGGAGCAUUACGCCAUAGCCAAGGAGCAGGAGGAGUGUAUGGUGGGCAUGAUCAGGUGCGUGUCUGCCAUCCACACCAGCCAGAACGUCAAUCCCAGCGCCGUUCUCCAGUGCCUGAGGAGCCACCACCUCUUCCCAAAAGCUGCAGCCUGCAUCGCCGGCAAAGUGCCGCACUUCCAGAGCAGCACGAGGCCUCAGGCCAUGUGGGCGAUAGUGACAACGAUGGUGCUUUUCUCCAAUGGCAUCCGGGACAUCCAAACGCUGAUGGAGCGUCUGUGGAGACCGAGCUCUACGCUGUCCUUCGUGGACGUGACCGAGGCACUUUACUGCAUAGCCACGCUGCUCUAUGCCAUGAGAGAGGCAGAUAUCGCCAUCUCCAACAGGAUCCAUUACAAUGUUUUCUACUGCUUGUAUCUGAUGGAAAACGGCUCCGUGACUGCGGAGGCAGAGGAGGAAACACCUGCUUCGCGCUGCAGACGGGACCUCUGGUCCGGUAAUUGCCCUGACAUAAAGCUGACGCAUGAGCAGAAAAGGAUAUUGAAUCACAAAAUUGAGCGUGGUCAAACAGUGAAAAUUAUGGCAUUUGCAGGUACAGGAAAGACCUCGACUUUGAUCAAGUACGCGGAGAAGUUUGCUGAGCUCGACUUCCUUUAUGUGACAUUUAACAAAGCUGUGGCAGAGAGAGGGAAACGUGUCUUUCCCCGAAACGUUACCUGCAAGACUUUUCAUUCACUAGCAUAUGAAAGUGUUGGCAAACGCUAUAAAGAAAAAGGCAAGCUAAACUUCUCCAGUCUGUCAGCUUUCUCAGUAAGUUUCCUUAUCCAGCACCGCGAGGGACAAUCUCAGUACAUAAGAGGGAAAACAGUCAAAGAGACACUUGAAAACUUUUUUGCCUCUUCAGAUGAAGAGAUCUCUGAAGAGCACGUUCCUACUUGGUUCAAAAAUACCCAUGGCAUAAGAAAACUCGUCAGCCCAGAAGAAAAGAGAAUCAACGUUCAAGAAGCAAAGGAGAUAUGGUACCAUAUGAAGAAGCUGGAUGGAGAUGCAGAGAAGAAUUACAAGAUAACAUAUGAUGGAUAUUUGAAACUUUGGCAGCUCAGCAAGCCUCAGCUCACAGGAUACGAUGCCAUUUUUGUGGACGAAGCACAGGACUGCACUCCAGCCAUCGUGGAUGUCGUGCUGUCGCAGUCGUGCGGCGUGAUCCUCGUCGGAGACCCUCACCAGCAGAUCUACACCUUCCGAGGGGCUGUCAAUACCCUCUACACGGUGCCUCACACCCAUGUCUACUAUCUCACCCAGAGCUUCAGAUUUGGUCCUGAAAUAGCUUAUGUGGGAGCAACCAUCCUGGAUGUCUGCAAAAGGAUCCGGAAUAAGACGCUGGUGGGAGGAAAGCAGGAAGGUGAUGUGAGAGGCAGCGUGGAAGGGAAGAUAGCAAUGUUAUCACGAAGCAAUUUCAGUGUAUUUGAGGAUGCUGUGAGACUUACCGAGAGAGAGAGACCCAUAAACAUACAUGUGAUCGGGGGGCUUGCCCGCUUUGGACUCAGCAAAAUUCAUGAUAUUUGGAAGCUCUCCCAGCCGGUACAUGAACGGGAAAGAUUAAAUCUCGUUAUAAAUGACCCCUUUAUCAAAAAAUGGGAGGAGAGCCAGGGCUUCAUCGGCCUGAGGGAAUACGCAGAGCACAUCGAUGACAAAGAACUGCAAGUGAAGAUUGCAAUUGUGGAGAAAUACAAGGAGAGGAUCCCCGAGCUGGUGCAGAAGAUCGAGAGCAGCCACGUGUCGACAGAGGCCCUGGCAGAUUACCUGAUGGGCACUGUCCACCAAGCCAAAGGCCUGGAGUUCGACACCGUGCUGCUCUCCGACGACUUCGUGAAAGUGCCGGGGCCCAGCGGUGACCAGCGGAGCGUUCCCCACUUCAACAUCAAUCUGUAUCCCGAGGAUGAGUGGAACCUGCUCUACGUGGCCGUGACGCGGGCCAAGAAGUGCCUGCUAAUGUCCAAGUCCCUGGAACACGUUUUGGCACUGGCUAAGGAGAGCUUCCUGCGCGUGGAGCUGGCGAGCGAGGCCAAGGAAGGCCCGGGCGGCCCGUGCUGCGUGUCGGGCUGCCAGCAAGUGCUGCCCCCCGGCUCCAGGCUGCUCGUGAGGAAGCUGCCGCUGACCCACAGCAACGGCGGCAGGGACGAGGGCGGCCUCCUGUGCCAGGCCUGCGCGCGGCAGCGCCUCGGCCCCGUGUCCGCCCUCCUCCUCCUGCAGCAGCCUCUGCCGGAGCUCGGCCUCCCCUGA